CAGAGCUGUCGGUACUUGUUGAGUUUCGCGAAUUUUGCAAUUCUCUGAAGAACGCGGAACUGACGCAGCUUACUGACGAUUCUAAUGACGACUCCUCUUGAGGCACGUGAUUCGCGAUGGACGUGACAAAGCAGCCAGAUUCUGAAGACGGCGAUUGUUUAGCGUGCCGUCUCGUUGGCACUGGUGGACUCCUAGGUGCGUCAGCUUACGUCUGGUACCACAGUCGCCACCUGAAAGGAUUUGGCAAGUUCGCCGCCUACACAUUCUGCGGAGGACUCGGAUACCUCGGAUGUGCGAGAUUUGCUUCACUACCACCGUUCCUGCCCAAGUGAAGAACAGAUAAACACCCUCCGCACCAACUAAAUCAAGAAAAGCAGCGGCCACACAACACACAGCCCGGCGACUGGGGAAUCGCAUCGUCGCCAUGAAGUUGCUGAACCAGUUCGUCUACGGGGACGCCGAUUUCGUGCACGACGUGGCACCAAGCGAAGGAAAGCCGACCCGUUUCGAUCAGCUGUUGCAGUCGAAAUGGAACGACGCCAUGACCAGCGGUCAGUUCUGGUACAAGCUGGACAAACUGGACACGCGGAUACUGCCCGGAAAAUACGGCUUCGUGGCGCAGCUCAACACGAAGAGAGCCAAUGAGAGGAGGAAGCCUCAACACGUCACUUCCAUCUGCAUGCCUUUCGACGGCAGCAUCUUCAACUUCACUAAGCUCAAGGACGGUGAGAUGCUCUUUUCUCUGAAGAAUGCCAACAAAGCGGAAGGCAGCGAGAAAGAAAUGGAACAUUGGGUUGUGAUUAACGUCAGCCCGGUGGAGUACUGCAACUCGCUGCUAGUUCCCAGCCUGUACAGCUGUCUACCACAGGUACUGACACCAGAGUCUGUGCGUCUGGCAAUUGAAACAGUGCUACUAAGUGGCAGCCCAAAUUUCCGUCUCGGCUUCAACAGCCUUGGUGGCCAUGCCUCGGUGAAUCACCACCAUUUUCACCUCUACUACCUGGAGCACAGGCUUUACAUCGAAACAGCUAGGGUCAACCACCUAUGGAGCGAAUGCUACGAGAUUGUGGACUAUCCGGCCAAAGGAUUUGCAUUUCAAGUAACCAACGGCAACAAGGAAGAUGUUGUUCGGGAUGCUAUGGUACUCGUCCAAAUGCUGCUGAAAACAUCCACAGCCCACAACCUGUUUGUAACGAGGGGCACGAGUUUUCACUCGGACGACGCUGAAAGAACAGUGGUUCGCGUGUUCCUGUGGGCACGGAAAUCUUGCUACGGCGCGAAGGACGAGUCUGCGUUCAACGUUGCUCUCUGUGAGCUGUCAGGGCAUCUAAUAAUGAAAAAUGAGGAAGGAUACCUCACGGCGACCGAAGACUCCGUCUCGCAACAACUCCACGAAUUUUGCGACGACAUCUUCGCGGAGGUGCGCUCCCAAGUGGUGGCGCUAAACAAAGACUGCUACAGCUGAUGGCCUGCAAACUCGUCGAUAGUAUUUUCUGUUCUGCCCGUGAGGGCGCGACGUCAUCGUUACCCGCUAAUAAAAUUGUUUUGUUUCUGCAAAUCA
Molecule: messenger RNA, 1561 nt
Organism: Rhipicephalus sanguineus (brown dog tick)
Lineage: Eukaryota; Metazoa; Arthropoda; Arachnida; Ixodida; Ixodidae
Product: GDP-D-glucose phosphorylase 1
Exons: 12
Coding region: 425-1465 (346 amino acids)
Biological process (GO): glucose metabolic process
Cellular component (GO): cytoplasm
Molecular function (GO): GDP-D-glucose phosphorylase activity
Source: RefSeq, a predicted model, not a curated record